AUGUUUCUUGUUGGCUUAACCGGCGGAAUUGCAUGUGGGAAGAGCACGGUGAGUAAGAUAUUUCGAGAUAAUGGUGUUUAUGUUGUGGAUGCAGAUCAAAUAGCUCGUCAAGGUAAGGCAAUCAAUCAGGUUUUGAUGUUUUUAGUUGUGGAACCAGGAAAGCCGGCCUAUAAAAGACUGAGAGAAGUGUUUGGGCCAGAAUACUUUCACGAUGACACUGAUGGAAGCCUGAAUCGUGAGAAAAUGGGCGAUUUAGUGUUCCAUGACGUCGAAGUAGGUGUUAAAGAAUGCAGCUUUUAUGCUGAACGUAAAAAUAUUUAAGUUUGACUAACUAAACUCUAAUUUUUAGACAGGUAUUUCACUGUUUUAGAUAUAAAUUGGUUAAGUAGUCGUACAUUUGUUGAUUUUUUAGGAACGAAGGAAGCUAAACAGUAUAACACAUAGUGCCAUACGGAAAGAAAUGUUAUGGGUUGUGUUGGGUCAGUUUGUGCGUGGAAAUCGUUAUGUUGUUCUUGAUAUUCCGCUGCUUUUCGAAGGUGGAUUGAACCGAGUUGUGCAAAAGAUAGUCGUUGUUUCGUGGUAAGACUUGCUAAAAUGUUAAACAAUAUAUGAUUUAAAGUAAUCAUGUUUAAUAGGUUUCUUUGUUAUUUUUACAAAGUAACGAAACCUUGUUGGUAAUGAUUAACAUAAAUAGUUUUAGAUAGAUAACUAAUUAUAAAGUAAUUGAUAUUGGUUGUAAAUAUGCUUUUAGUGACCCAGAGACUCAGCUGUCUAGACUUUGUAAAAGAGAUGGGUUGAGCGAAGAACAAGCAGAAGCUAGGAUAAGAUCACAGUUACCGAACGAAUACAAAGUAAAGAGGGCGACAUAUGUCAUUGAUAAUCAGGGUAAACAUAGUUAACUUAAUUUUGAGUACAAACUUUAAAAGCACAUAAAUUAUCUAUUGUUUAUGAUAGUUAAUAUGACAUUUAUAAUGAGAUAGACGUUUAAUCUAUUUUUUUUAUUUAUAAAGUUAUUUUUCGAAUUUUAAAAUUUAAUUUUAAAUUCAAAAACCGUACUGUUUUGACGGUUUUCCUGCAAACCCUGCAUAGUUAAUGUUGUUUGGCUUUGCAGGUACAAUGGAAGAGACCAAAGCUCGGGUUCAGCAGAUAAUUGCCCACCUGGAGGCUAGCUGGAUUCCGUUCGUGUUGCGGACCGGGUUUCUGAUGUGCUUCGCCUUGGCAGGGUAUUGCAUCUACGGCUUCCUGAGAUGA
This is a messenger RNA of Bursaphelenchus okinawaensis, 1251 nucleotides long. Lineage: Eukaryota; Metazoa; Nematoda; Chromadorea; Rhabditida; Aphelenchoididae. The record is from the annotation of a GenBank genome assembly.